AUGACUGAAGUAACGUUCGCUAGAACCUUCCUAACGGCGCUGGACUCGCGUCCACAGAAGCUGUCGGCCGACCAUGUCGAGGACCCAAAGAGCUAUCCGGCACGGCCACCUUACAUCCUGCCGCGGAUGCCCAAGCCCAUGUCCAAAGCAGUCUCCCUCGCGCCCGGCCAGGAGCGCAGUAUAACAGUGCGCAUCAAGUCACUGCGCAAUCCACCCCUCGACAUCAGGCUCAGCUCCCAGCCGCUCAACACCUCCAUCCUGGACGUCAAGACCUCCGUGUCGUCCGAGACCACUAUCCCUGUGGAGAAGAUCAAGGUCCUGCACAAGAAGAAGCCCGUCGCCGACAGCAAGGUGCUGAAGGACCUGCUCGGGGAGGACGAGACCAGCGUCGAGUUCUCCGUCAUGGUGCUUGGCGGUGCCGCGGCUGUGGCAUCACCGGGCCCCAAGGCUGAGGAUGAGCCCGUGGCCGAUGCUACCACGACGGCGCAGGGCACGAGUGGCGAGGCAGUGUUGCAGACGGACGCUUUCUGGACAGACCUGAGGGGUUUCUUGUCCCAGAGGAUACGGGAUGAGAAGAUCACGGAGGAGCUAUUUGGGAAGUUCCUUUCGAGUUGGGAGUCAGGUCGGUAG
This is a messenger RNA of Diaporthe amygdali, 630 nucleotides long. RefSeq lists its product as uncharacterized. The transcript is spliced from 2 exons. Lineage: Eukaryota; Fungi; Ascomycota; Sordariomycetes; Diaporthales; Diaporthaceae. Gene Ontology annotation, molecular function: protein binding. Gene Ontology annotation, biological process: post-translational protein targeting to endoplasmic reticulum membrane. The record is from RefSeq and is a predicted model, not a curated record. Bases 1 to 630 code for a protein of 209 amino acids.